This is a messenger RNA of Anguilla anguilla (European eel), 2925 nucleotides long. RefSeq names its product PR domain containing 8 (gene znf488). Bases 626 to 2218 code for a protein of 530 amino acids. The record is from RefSeq and is a predicted model, not a curated record. Gene Ontology annotation, cellular component: nucleus. Gene Ontology annotation, molecular function: protein binding. The transcript has 4 exons. NCBI's taxonomy places the organism in Eukaryota, Metazoa, Chordata, Actinopteri, Anguilliformes, Anguillidae. Gene Ontology annotation, biological process: regulation of DNA-templated transcription.
UGUUGUCAGGUGAUUUUUUAAUCAUGUGACUGUUAGCUAGUUUUGGCGGUGAAAUUUCAGGUCAGCGAGCUGGCUAGUGAGGAAGAGAGCAAUAAGGAAUUCUGCUUACAACCAAGUGAAUCAAAAUGCCUCAUUAACACAAAAGUGUAUCUCAAAAGAGAAAAGAGACAACGGACUAGGAGAGAAAGAUAAGCAAGUUGCCAGAGUGAGAUGGCUUUUUUAAAAGCUGUGGCCAACACGCGAUGCAACCUCAAAGCGUCUGCCUGACCACUACAGUUGGUUUUUUACCUUCUGGGCUAGUUCAUGUCCUGAUUUAAGCCCGAGAUCGCUCGACACUCAUCAGUCUCCCAGCUUGUGAAAACGCUUAUUGUGGAACAAUUAACGUCUAGCCACCUUACAUGAGGUGUCUAGGCUACUGCACCGCUGUUGUUUAUACCGGACACAGCCUGCAACUGCAGAUCACCCAUUUUCUAAAUUAAAAUCGAUCAAGAACUACCUGAGGAACAGCACCUGACAGGAGAGACUGCAUGGGCUGGCUAUACUUUCUAGCGUCAGAGGCCGGGAGCUGAACUUGAAGGAGAUUGUGGAUGACUGCACAAAUCAAGGCUCGCCGGAUGGCCUUCGAAUGCGUCUAGCCAUGGAGCUUAGUUUUUUGCCUCGCUCCCUUUGGGCAAGCGACGCCAAACUUCUUCAGCACCACGUUACGGAUCUUUUCACAAGUGUACACGUCACAAGGGACCUGUCAGCCGGGGCAUCGUUUGGACCGUGCGUUCUCCAGAAUACUUUUUACGACACCAUCGCCUUCAUCGCCUUGAAAUCCUGCGAUAAGAGGAACAAAUCCUGUGUUUUCCGGGUAGAUGCAGAGGCUGUGAAAAGUUCACCUUUGGUGCUUUCCUGGUUAAGACUUGUGCAGGCGGCGAGCAACAAAGAAGAACAAAAUAUGGAGGCAUACCUAAGGAGUGGCCAGUUGUAUUUUCGGUCCACGCGCAGUAUACAAAAAGAUGAAGAACUACUCGUCUGGUACGACGAAGAACUGUCUCAUCUAUUAGGAUUCAACGAGAUAAAGACAAGAACGCUCACACACGGAUUCAGAUGUACAAAAUGCAACCAGGCCUUCAAAAACGAGUAUCCCUAUCUUGCGCACUGUCGUUUUCUUUGUGCGCAAGUGAAAAGCGACGUGCGCUGCCACGGAUUGCAAGAGCAGAAAACUGUGGAAAUUAAGAGACAGCAAAGGGUCACCGACUUUCACAAUAUCGCCAGGGAUCUGGAGCACAAAAAGACUAAUAUCAACGAAGAAGACUACGGCUCCCCGCGGAAAAGGAGGCGCGAGGACCUCGAUAGUACAAAGGCCAAAAAACCCGUUUUACUGGAGAAAACCAACAUCGCCAACGAUACUAAUAUAACUCUCACAACCAGAGAAGGCCAAACCGUACCGGAACUCGCCGCAUCCGUUCUGAAGCACAAUGCAGACAAGUAUCUGUUUAAGAACGAUCUUCCUGAAUGUAAACAAAGUGCAUUUACGGAGGUUAGGAGGGUAAAAGAGAGGCUAAAACUAGAGAAGGCUCCCGAGACAGAUGAUGAACCCGGAGUUAACCGGACUGGACAGGGCCGCGUGCACGCGGGCUCAAGUCUGCAGUCAGAUGGAAGUGCUUUCUCGUUCGUCUUGCCUAAGGGCACCCAUGAACAGCAAAAAAGCGCUUUCUGUAAACCAAGUAAAAGGACCAUAAACGACUCAUCCGUGCAUCCGUCCCAAGCAUUAACCAGUCCCCCUGAGCGCUCGGAGGAUAUAGCAGAAGCGAUUGCCUCUAAGACUAUUUUGGGAUAUGGCACCAUGUUGGGAUCCCGUUUAUUAAACGCCGAGCUCUCCAGUAGGCAGUCCGCGCCGGCAUCGAACGCCGCGAUGAAUGCUUACCCGUUCGCUUCAGAACACUGGCACAGACAUAUUGGAGUACAUGUACAGACCACCUCUUCUCUAACUCUACUUCCGCCGACGUUCACUUCCUUCGGGGUCUCAGUCCAGAACUGGUGCGCCAAAUGCAACCUGUCCUUUCGCAUGACCUCGGAUUUGGUCUUUCACAUGCGCUCGCACCACAAGAAGGAAUUUGCCCCGGAGUCGCAGGUGAGGAGGAGAAGAGAGGAGAAACUCACCUGCCCGAUUUGUCACGAGUAUUUCCGAGAGCGUCAUCACCUCUCGCGCCACAUGACCUCUCACAACUAAACUGUUAAAAACUCUAAUGUAGGCUGACGCUGCGCGUGGCCCCCGCGGUUAUGGGAGACCAGGAUAACGGCGAGUUGUGCUUUACGAUGUGAAAUUAAUUUGUAAAUGUAUCCCUUCCCAGAUUUAGAUUUUCAUAGGCACACGUGCAGCUAUAAAUAUUUUCAUUUCUGAUGCUGUUUAACCAAUAUUUCAUUUGUAUUUUAUGUUUAAACACGCGAGCGUUAUGCUUACUAAUACUUAAAUAACCUAGAUCCUUGUUGUAAUCACUGAAAUAUAUGAACUUUAGGCUUCAUCGAGAUGUACCAUUGACCGCAUCUGCGCCAAAUCUUAUAAAAAGAGUGUCCGUUAGAUGGCCCCAUACGCACACUUAUCGUUGUGAAUGCAAAUGUUCUUGCGUUAUAGGAAUACUAGUGAGUGGCCUGGUCUUGUUGGUCAGGUUAGAGUUAACAUACUUAAAUUGUGCCUUAGGAAACCAAGAGAGUGACUACAUGAUACGUUGAGAAAAUGAAUGAGAAUUGAUCUUCAAGUUAUAUUUUGAUUGUUACCUCAUGUUUUUCAUGUCUAUUAUUCAAGAGUGUGUAUUUAAUGUCUGUCAAAAAUAAUAUUGUUUAGAGUAUUUUUUGUAUCUUCAUUUUUUGUAGGGUACUGGUAUUCAUUAAUUGUUAUUUCGUCGAUUUAAAAUCUGAAAUGAUCUGUAAUUAAAAUAU